UGGGAGCGCGAGGGUGAGAGAGGGAGAAGGAGGAACGUAUACACUGGUCUCGUAGGGCAGUCGUUCCUCCUUCGUCGUUCCUUCGCAAAGGCGCAGACCGUUUUUAACGAGAUUAUUUCGCACGAGAGAAAGGAAGAACGAAAGAAAAGGGGGGGAAAAAAAAAGAAAACGAAGACGAAACGAAAAGGGAAAAGAACAGACACACCGAGAUCGACUCGCGACGAGCAACGACGAUCGUUCGAACCCUCGGUAUACGAGUAAACGCACCCCCGGCGUGUGUUUUUGCUUGGUCUCGGUCGUUGUAUUCCAGCGGGAUAUCGCGUAUAUCGUAUCGUAUCGUAUCGUAUCGUAUCGUAUCGUGUCGUGUCGUAUCGUACGGUGUUGCUGCUCCCUCGUACUAGCAGUGCAAGUGGUGGUGCCGGUGGCUAAGCGAGAGGAGCAGCCGGAAGAAAAGGAGGAGGAAGCUACGAGACGAUCCUCGAGUCCUUUUCGAGUCGUCGUGCACGGGAUCGAGCCGAAUGAUGUCCAAUUGACGAAGACCGCGCAGUCCUAGGAAUGGCCCCAUUCAGUUCCGUAUUCCUGGGCGUCUGGGGAGUGUUCGUGAUCGUCCUGAUACAAGAAUCUAGGCCCGUCAGCUGGGAGGAAUGGUGGACCUAUGACGGUAUUUCCGGUCCCGGCUUCUGGGGUCUCAUCAAUCCGGAUUGGUGGCUGUGUCACAAGGGCAGACGGCAAUCGCCGGUGAACCUCGAGCCGUCCAGGCUCCUCUUCGACCCGAACCUGCAGCCACUGCACGUGGACAAGCACAGGGUUGGCGGCGUGCUGGCCAACACCGGUCACAGCGUGGUGUUCGCCGUGGACAACGACACCCGUCAUCCGGUGAAUAUCUCAGGCGGCCCGUUGAGCUACCGGUACCAGUUCCACGAGAUUCAUUUGCAUUUCGGAUUGGACGAUCGGACCGGUAGCGAGCACACUGUGGAUGGACACGCGUUUCCCGCGGAGCUGCAGAUAUUCGGCUUCAACUCGCAACUGUACAACAACUUCACGGACGCGUUGCAGCGGGCGCAGGGGAUCGUCGCGGUGUCCCUUCUACUCCAGGUUGGAGACCUCUCGAACCCGGAGCUACGAAUAUUCACCGAACAGCUGGAUAAGAUCAAAUACGGAGGCCAGGCGAUGGAGAUUAAACGUUUCGUGGUACGGGAACUGCUGCCGGACACGAAAUAUUACAUGACGUACGACGGCUCCAUCACGAUGCCGGCCUGCCACGAGACCACCACGUGGAUCAUCCUGAACAAGCCGAUAUACAUCACAAAGCAGCAGUUGCUCGUGCUGCGGCAAUUGAUGCAAGGGGACAAGAAUCAUCCGAACGCGCCGCUUGGGAAUAAUUUCCGACCGCCCCAGCCGCUUCAUCAUCGUCCCGUUCGAACAAACAUCGACUUCAACAUUCAGGGACCGAAGAACUGUCCGACGAUGAAUAGGGACAUAUACUACAAAGCCAACAGCUGGAAAUAACCCCGUAGCGAGUUAUGGGGACGGCUGGAGGUGAACUACGCUUUCCCUGGGAUAAGCUGGAGCCACGCAGUUAACAGGAUAAAAACCCACUGACAUAUCAAUUAAUGAGCGCGACCAGUGGUCAUCGUGUCGAUCGGAUCGAGCAAAGGCCAUCGUCGCGCGUGUCGUUGAGAGAAAGAGAGAAAGAGAGAGAGAGAGAGAGAGAGAGAAAGAGAGAGAGAAUGUGCGGAAGCGAAUGAGCGAGAGAGAGAGAGAGAGAGAGAGAGAGAGAGAGAGAGUAAAAUAGAAAAGAGAGGCCAGAAUGACGCGAACAAGAGAGUGAAAGAGAGAAAGAUUUAAAAAAAAAAAAGAAAAAAAAAGAAAAAUGCUUCGUUGUACUAUUAGACGUGAAUUGCCAAGUAUGUUUCCAGUAACGAGAAGACAAAAAAAGAAAAAAAAAAAUUGAGACACAAGAACACGCAGAUUACACAGACAGGUACACAGAGAGACAUAUACAGAAGAUAUACCUAUAUAUAGAUUACAAUUUAGCGAAGAUAAGAUUAAAAAAAAAAAAAAAAAAGUAAGAUUAACACAAGAUAUAUUAUUAUACGUAUAUCGAUCAACUAUCGAAAAAAAAGCUAUGACUAUCGUGGCCUGUAUUGGGGUCGUUGAUUACGAUUGAUGAUCGUGACGAUGACGAUGAUGAUGAUGAUGAUGAUGAUGAUGAUAGGCAUGUGGCGAUAGAAACGAAAGACACGAGAAUUCUAUAUGUAUAAAAAGAAGUGUGAAGAAAAGAAAACUGAAAAAAAAAGAAGAUUCGCGCGUGAGGGAAAUUCACGCGUAUACUCCCACUCGUAACUACCACCUGCAUAUACAUAAAUACAUACGACAUACAUGCAUACAUGCAUACAUACUAUACAUAUACACACACAUAUCGAGCGAAAGUUUAUACUAUAUUCUUGUAAUAAAAUGCUGAAAAACGUA
Messenger RNA from Frieseomelitta varia, 2472 nucleotides. It is a transcript of the gene CARPB, whose product is annotated as carbonic anhydrase-related protein 10. The transcript is spliced from 10 exons. The record is from RefSeq and is a predicted model, not a curated record. Gene Ontology annotation, molecular function: carbonate dehydratase activity; zinc ion binding. NCBI's taxonomy places the organism in Eukaryota, Metazoa, Arthropoda, Insecta, Hymenoptera, Apidae. Bases 556 to 1509 code for a protein of 317 amino acids.